AUGUCGAUAUUAUUCGUCACUGCUUACGGACUUAACGCCACAAUUGACAAGACAUGGGAUGCAGAGGCGUUAGUUGGUCAAGUCCUGGUGAAACCAUACAUAGAUGAGAAACGGCAGCUUCAUCUGGCUCACACUGGUGAAAGUCACAAGCCCGUCCUCAGUGUUUGCAGACCCUCUCCAGUCCUCUGUCCGUGUGGGUGCUCGUCCUGUCCAGUGAUUCUAGAGCAUAUUGUCGAUAGUCAUCUGACUGAUCUCCAGCUCAUGUAUGAUAAACUCUUGGAGUUCGUUCCCCAUCACUGCCGCCUUCUUCAAGAGGUCACAGGAGGAGCCAUCUCAAGGUAG
Molecule: messenger RNA, 342 nt
Organism: Rangifer tarandus platyrhynchus (Svalbard reindeer)
Lineage: Eukaryota; Metazoa; Chordata; Mammalia; Artiodactyla; Cervidae
Source: the annotation of a GenBank genome assembly